Calidris pugnax (ruff) is the source of this 1403-nucleotide messenger RNA. It is a transcript of the gene SSUH2, whose product is annotated as ssu-2 homolog (C. elegans). The record is from RefSeq and is a predicted model, not a curated record. NCBI's taxonomy places the organism in Eukaryota, Metazoa, Chordata, Aves, Charadriiformes, Scolopacidae. The transcript is spliced from 11 exons. Bases 35 to 1126 code for a protein of 363 amino acids.
GGGACGGGAUCGUCUCUGCUCCUGGCCUUGGAAAAUGGAACAAGAAAUGAAAGCAGACAGUGACCCGGACCCAGAGCAGGGAUGUCCCCUGAUGCCAUCCGCACCCCCAGGACAGCUGGAUGACAGCGGGCAGAUGGUCCAGGGCAGAGGUGCAAAGCCCCUGCCACAACCACCCGUGGAAGGGGGUCUGCUCCCAUUGCCCCCCAGCGCGUCCCCGGUGUCGGAGGCGGUGGCCCGACGAGCCCUCCUGCGCUUCGUGUCCUCCCGGGGCUGCUGUGGGCCCGGUGCGGGCGAGGAGCCGGCCAUCCGGCGGCUGCGGCAGCGGGGGACGUACCGGUAUCGGCUGGAGACGCUGAGUGAGUCGAGGUUGAGCGAGUGGGUGUUCGAGCCCUUCACCAAGCCCAGAGCAGCUGGACCCCGUAGGGACACCCCCUCGGACCCCUGGGACGUGGAGGUUGGGGCUCCCCGGCUCUUCCAAGGCCAGACGCGGCGCUGCCGGGUGCCCCGCUCGGCGCUGGUCAGGGACUGCCACAGAUGCCACGGUCACGGCCGGUCCAAGUGUGGGGUGUGCCAGGGAGCAGGUCGGAGGAGGUGUGUGACGUGCCGGGGGUCGCGGCGGGGGCCGGAGCAGCAGAAGCGCUGCCAGCUCUGCGCGGGGACCGGCCGCAGAAGGUGCACUACCUGUUCUGGCCGGGGCAGCAGGACCUGCACGACCUGCCAGGGCGAGAAGAAGCUCCAACACUUCAAGCAGCUGGUGAUAACCCGGAAGAACAACGUCUUUGAAUUUGUUUCUGAGCAUCAUCUCAACUUCCCAGAAAAGCUGCUCCGCAAAGUCAGUGGAGAGAAUAUAUUCAAAGAUGAAAAUGUGGUGGUGUACCCCAUCGUGGACUUCCCCGACCCCCAGAUCUCCCUGGCCUCGCAGCGAGCCAUCGCAGAGCACAGCGCGGCGCUCGCCACAACCUCCCGCAUCCUCCGCCAGCGUCAAACAGUCGAGCUAAUCCCCAUCACAGAAGUUCACUCCCAGUACUCGGGGAAGCCUUACCUCUACUACGUCUAUGGGCUGGAGAACAAGGUGUACGUGCUGGACUCCCCCGGGCGGUGCUGCUGGGGCUGCACCCUCCUCUGAGCACUGGAGAGAAACACCACCAGGGCACCCAGUGCCCCCCCUGCCCCUGCCCGGGGGAUCCAGGGAUGCUCUGGGACCAUCACUCCCACCCUGUGCUGGUGUCUGACACGGGGCACUGCACCAAAACGGGGAAGGGGAGAAAACCAGGACACCCCUCCCUCCAAACCACCCGCAUCAGAGCCAGGGGGGGAGAUCCCAGUCCCAUUGGUGUGGGAGGGGUUGGAAAUGAUUCCGAGGGUGCAGGAUCAGGCCUGGGGGGGAGAUUUCCCCCCCAUGG